AUGGACCUGACCCCAUAUGACGACCGCGAAGGGAACCAUUUCAGUUUCCGAAUUAACGGGCACACGUUCAACACCAAGGGAUCGAAUAUGGUGCCCAUGAGCCCGUUUGAGCAUCAGGUUACCGACGAGGACUACAAGCGCCUCAUCCAGUCCAGCGUUGAGAGCCACCACAACAUGGUGCGCGUCUGGGCGUCGGGCAACUAUUACGCUGAUGAGCUGUACGAUGCUGCGGACGAGCUUGGCAUUUUGCUAUGGUCAGAAUUCCAGUUCAGCGACAACUUUUAUCCCGUGCUCCCAGAGUUCCUCGACACCGUGCGCGAGGAGGCACGCUACCAAGUCCGUCGCCUGAACCACCACGCCUCCCAAGCGCUAUGGUGCGGCGGCAACGAGAUGGCCAAGUACAGGCGCCUGACCUCGCGGAACGAGACCUACGGCGAGUCGUGGGCUCGCAACAAACAUGACGAUCCUGCAGCAGGACGUGCUCUGGCCGGUCGUGUACGAAAACACUCGCUCCGUCUCGUGGAUCUAGGCUAG
Purpureocillium takamizusanense is the source of this 534-nucleotide messenger RNA. Its product is annotated as Beta-mannosidase. Gene Ontology annotation, molecular function: beta-mannosidase activity. The coding region runs from base 1 to 534 and encodes 177 amino acids. The transcript is spliced from 3 exons. Lineage: Eukaryota; Fungi; Ascomycota; Sordariomycetes; Hypocreales; Ophiocordycipitaceae. The record is from RefSeq and is a predicted model, not a curated record. Gene Ontology annotation, biological process: glycoprotein catabolic process.